Messenger RNA from Darwinula stevensoni, 834 nucleotides. The record is from the annotation of a GenBank genome assembly. NCBI's taxonomy places the organism in Eukaryota, Metazoa, Arthropoda, Ostracoda, Podocopida, Darwinulidae.
AUGUCCUCGGGUGUUGGUGGCCGGCGUGGGAAGCGGGAUAACGUCAUACGGUCCUAUCUCCUCUGCAAUCAUAUUCCUCCAUGCGUUUAUCAGUUCUUUCUGCUGCUGGAGGGAGGCUUUCCCAUCUACGUGGCGUUUAGAUGGCUUCGUGCCAGAGGAGUCAUUGGGUUUCCCUGGUUUGUGGUGCAGCGUGACGUCAUCGUGGUGCGGACGAGGCAGGUCAUGAUGUGGAAUCGGUGCUCCUGGGGUGUUCUACUGUCUCUAGUGCCUCAAAGCCUAAAGCCUGGGAUUGCUAAGGGAAGCGGAGAAGACGAGUACAUCCUACCAAGUCCGAUUCUGGAUUCUGGAUCCUUGAUUCAUCCUGUUCUAGACUGCAUGAAAGAGUUUCAUGGGAAAACUGAGGUCAUUGAUGAUGAUGAGGAUCAGCAGUUAGUGUCUGAAGAACUGAUGUGUUUUGUGGACAUUCCACAGACUCACUUCUUGAAAAGUGACUCUGAAGAUUCUACCCAAGGGACUAAGGAUCCUCAGGAAUCAGGGGGACAUGUUCUGCAAGAGUGCAUUUUAGCAGCAUCAAAGACAACCAAUCAGAGCAUCACUGAAGUGAAAGUUGAGUACCAUGACAUUUGUGGUGGAUACACCUAUGCAAAACCCUAUAAAUGUGACCUGUGUGCCUACACUGUCAAGUGGAAAAAGAACCUGAAGUAUCACAUGGCUGCAAUACAUUCUGGUGAGAGGCCUUUCAAGUGUAAAACUUGUGGGGAAGCAUACAAGUUGAAGCGCUUACUAACGGUGCAUUCACGAGAUCAUUCGGUCCUAUUCCAGUGCAACACGUGA